This is a messenger RNA of Ectocarpus sp. CCAP 1310/34, 5181 nucleotides long. Lineage: Eukaryota; Phaeophyceae; Ectocarpales; Ectocarpaceae. The record is from the annotation of a GenBank genome assembly.
AUGAAAGAGAGCGAUGAGGGCCAACAGUCGAUACGUCGAAGAGAUGAGAGGAGGUUGAGAUGGCUCCUUCGCUCUACCGUUAGGAGAGAAUUCCUUCAGAACUGGGAGAGGGAAGGCCGGGCGAAAUGGAAUUCAAAUCAAGCUUCGUUGUGUCGCUACGAGCGGCGACUGCUGAACUACGAGUUGGCAGUCAAGGCGACAACGGCAGCACGGAAACGCAUUUCUCGCAAUCGCCAUUCCAACGACGAGGCCGACGGCAUCCGAUGGUUCGAGCACAACUUAGACAGGCUAGGCUUAGACCCCGGGGGCGGUAGCGUUGACGGCGGCGGACGAGCCGGUGCUCUCUUGCCCGACAAGGAGACGCCAGCGACUUUCCGUUCGAGGCUCGUGCGCGCAGUACUCGACCAAAAUUUCGUUCCGAGCAGCAACGCCGAGGCCAUGGCCGAGCUCCGUUUCCGAGGCGUUACAGGACGCCGGGGUCGCAAAGAGCGCGAGGAUCGCCGGGUAAAGACGGAGGUGGACCAGCGGCGCGCCACGGCAGAAACGGAUGCAAACCGCCGCGCAGAAAAACGCCUGAAAGAGAUGCUUGACAAGGGGCACGAGCGCCGGGAAGCGGCCGCAGCCUACUGGGCGGAAAGGCACAACCUUGAACAGAAGGCUAUCACCGACAAGAGGCGAUUCGCCGAGAUGGCGGCUGCUCAAGAAGAAGCGUUCGAGACCGCUUUCAACGCACGAGCAGACUGCACUCGUCAGAGCUACGAAGAGAGAAGAGCCGAACGGGAGGCGAACAACGAAGCGCUCCGCAUUAGACUACAACACGAACGCUACGAAAAACGGCGCCGGACAGAGACAAUGUGCGCGGAAAUCGUGCACAAGAUGUCGGAUCUCGCGGUGGUUUCGUCAGAGUUGCGUGCGAGUCGCGGCGGAGCUCCACUGCCUCCGACGGCUUGGGCUCACCUUAAACGCCGGUUCUGUUCUCCCGAACCCUUUUUUGUAGACUCCACCCCGCCCGAGCCCACGCCAGAACCUCGUGACCCUGUUUUGGAUGCGAAGGCCUUCCUUGAGAGAAAUAACUUAGAUCGCUGUGAGGGGCUAUGGCGAUUGCGAGAGGAUGUACCAGCAGAACUCUUUGGCGCGCCCUCCCCCCUAGCUAAGGCAUCGGGCAUCGCAAGGAGCCUGGUGGAAGCUUCGGGAAGCAUACCGCGCGAGGCUCCCACAUACGGUCGCAAUAGUCGUUGCCACGACAAGGCCACAAGGCCGGAUGUGAGGCUUGUGCUACUCAGUCGAAGGAAUGGGCUAGUUGACCUGGCAGCCGAGCUUGGCCGAUGGGUAGGUCUGUACGUCUGUAGUAUGGAAACCGCCCUGGAAUGCGCCAUGGAAGUGGGCGCGGAGGCGGCCGCAUCGAGCGGCAAGGGUGGGAAGAGCCGAAAGGGGAGUAUUUCGGGUAGAAAUAGCAGCGUUGGGGAUGAGGACUCCGGAGAAAAUGCGUCUGGAGUAGACGCUGAGACGGCAGCAGAAAAAGCCAGAGAGGCGACCGCCCGGAGAUGCUUCCACCCGGACGCAACAGAGGAAGAUACCGCCGCUUUUAAGGCCGCGGCAUUGGCGUAUCAUGCGCUGCGGACGCACCCGAAGAAGGGUACGGCGCCCGUGCCUCUAGCGACAACGACCGAUCUCCUGGUGAAGCACUUGUCGUGCCGGGCGCCGAGUGGGCGCGGAUGGAUUCUCGUUGGCUAUCCCACUACUCUUCUCGAAUCGAAAUUACUCGAGAACGCUCUGAGCGGAUACACGGACGAGGAGGUAGCGGCAGAGCUUGGGACGGCUGGUAAGGCAUCGAAAUCCGACGCGAAGGCUAAAAAAAUGAGCCUAGCGCCUCAGCAACAGGAGGAGCAACCACGCGUCCUUCCGCGAUCGGGGUUAGACGCAGUCUUGAGUCUGGCCGAGCCGUGCUUGUCCUCGCCACGUGUAGGGACCCUACCACAAGACUCUCCGGCUGGGACUAAGGGAGGUGCAGACGCCAAUGCGCUGAACGAAAACAUGGCUGCUGCGUCAACGACGGAAGAGGCCGACGGAAAUGGUGGCGGCCAGGACGAGGAAAAUGUCGAACGCAGCAAAUACUUCGCAGAGAGACGCGCGCAGAUCGCGUGGUUGCAAGGCUUCGAGGGUGGCCAUCUUUCAUGCGACGUGCCAAACGAGGUCAAUAACGAACGACUUCUCGAGACUCUGUUUUUGCUCGUGAACAUUGCGCAGAACCGGAAGGACGAGCACGAAUUCUGGCAAAAAGAACCGGCGUUAUCUCGAAGAAACCCGGAAGUUGUGGCCACCCAGGCACUGGAAGGCGGUGGCUCCUCAGAACCCCCUAGCGACACCAAAUCGCAUUCUACCACUGCGAUGGCCACCGACCGACCUUCGCCGCUGGCGGUUCCGCUUUCGGCAUCCGUCGAAAGGUUGCGUCGGGAACGGCGGGGAAAUAUGUCUCAAAGCACUAGAAUUCAGCUCGAGGCCUUGAUGGGAGACCGAGAGCUGGACUUGGAAGGCUUGCGAUCGGCAGUCUCCCAGGCGAGCGUUCUGGCAGCAGAUACGACGGGAAGUGCUUGCUCGCCGCAGCAGACAGCGCUACGAAAACUAGAGGCCGAAAGUCCGGCACUCUCGGUGAUCGACUGGGCCUCAACUGCUGAGUUCUCGUUUUCGAAGGAGCUAAGAAACCCCGACGAUCGGUGGACAACCGCGUGCCUUCGGCUUGAAGCACAGAUAGCGGACUGGCUGACGCGAAGGAGGGAUGCUCUCGAAGCAGUGCAGAACAGGCGCAGCAGAGGUGACCGUGCGACGAGGGACAGUAGGGGCGACCAGUCGAUCAUUGCCUCUGUCCCGCCGGCGGAAGGGGAUUGCGUGUGGGAGGCGCUCGAAGCCUUCCAACUCGAGACCGGCGACGUGGUGGACGACCGUCAUUCCUCGGCAGAGAUAAUUGUGGGACAGAUCGACGGCGAAGCCGACCGCAAAGUUCGCGCUUGGAUCGGCGACGUCGCAAGCGCGGCUACUGACCUUUGUGCGGCGGAGCGAGCCACGUACCUCGAGACUGUCGAAGCCCUUUGCGUCUUCGAUCGGCUGUUCGGCCUUGAAGAAGACCCAAACGACAUCACUAGCAACGCAGACACACUUCGGGAGGCAACCUACGCAGCAGCUGACGCCCUCGUGGAAGAGGUGGCAAAGACUAGGCGACGUUUCGCAGCAGUGGGGACCUGUCUUGAAGGAGAAGUCCGAAGAGCGGUGGAACAGGUAUACCAGCGUAUUGGAACGACUUCGCCUGCCCACGGGCCUAGUCAGGAGCCCGUAACUCUCCGAGAUGCUGGUUGCAAAACCCGGCAAGCAAAUCCACUCCCCGAAGCGAUCGAACGUGUUGAAGAAUUUUCCAGUUCGGCGGGGCAAAGCAGUGACUGGACCCGCGCAAUAAGUACGCCGACAAAGGGGGAAGCAGCAUCAAGCGUGACGUUUGAAGAAUGCGGAGAAAACAGGAUUGACGGACGCGGAGAAAACAGGGCAAGCGAAGCCUUGGAGGCGGUCAUUUGGCGGUGCCGACAAACAUAUAUCUGCCGACUGAGAGGGGUGGUUGUGCGCCUUUUGAGGGCAGUUGAGGGUUGCGAGGCCAAAGUUUUGUCCAUGCGACUGGCGUUGAGGCGCCUGAAGCGCCGCCGCGUGCAGCUGGAACACGAGGGCAUCAGCGUCGCAACCGCUACGGUGCGGCGGGCUCUUCAAGAAUGUGACCAUGUCAUUCUCGCGGAUAUGCUAGAGAACGGCAUUCCGGGAAGGGCUAAAGUCGGAUAUUCCUCGAGCGUGGAUCAGCUCAAGCAACGGGUAUGUCGACACGCUCUGCAGUGCGACCGCCGGCGGCAUGGACGACGUGUCAUGGAGAAGGUGAGGGAGACUUCAUCAGAAUACGGAGCGCCGGGUCUCACCACCGCUUCUGCUAUGCCUUUCCUGGUGCACGAAACCACUAGGUUGAUACACUGCCUUCUUCUCGGGCACAUUCGGUCCCUCCCGACCCUCGACGACCUCAGCUCCAUACGAAACGCGUUGUGUCUGAAGGCCUCAACCGUAUCACAGACAUCGGUGGGGAUCGGAUCGGCAGCGGAUACUGCUUCUCCUGAUGUGCAUUCCUCUACGGCACAGAUGCCAACCUUGAGGAUCGCUCAGAGACAUUUUGUUGGAUUACCACUGUGGUUUGAGCAGCAAAGAGACGACGUGAAUCAAGGAGGGGAGCGAGCCGACAGGGAUGCGUUGCUGUUGAUCAAAAAGGUGUACUCGCAAGCGUGGGGGGGGGACGACGGGCGGGUGGAUGGGAUGGACCUGUUGCUGACCCUGUGCGCAGUGCCGAACGCUGGUGCAGGAGGAGAUGUUUCUCUAGAGGAGGAUGAAGAGGGCGUUUGGGAUACUGGGGUCUCGUUUUCCGCAGGGCUCUUUCGAGCCUUUUUCAUGCUUGCCGAGACCUCGUCAUCGGGACCACACAACGACACACUCGUUGCCAACAGCAACCGAGAGGUUGCUUCCGCCGGCACGGUCGCUUCCCGUGUGGCAGCUCCGCCCUCGUCCGCUGGUAACAUGCAGAACGCGGCCGCUGGAUCUACGGGUAAUAUGUCGUCGUUGCGACGCGACGGUGUCUUCCCGCGUGUAUCGUUGCCGCACCUAAGAGCCAUCCUUGGGCAUGGGAGCAGAAUGACGCCAGCUGACGUGUCCAGUGUUUGUGAGCUUGUUGCGAAAAAGGAACAAGCAAGGCGACAUCAAGACGAAAAGCAAGGGCAUGGAGUUAAGCAGGACACAACAGCAGAGGUGGUUGUGGGUCCUGAAGAAGCCAUCGGUGCUGAGAAUGAACCUUCCGUGGCCAGACAAAUCAUGGGCACAAGCACGGAGACCACAGGCGCCACCGAGGGAGAAUGUGACGUUGCACCUGACACGACAGCCACUGGUGACCCCGGCGGAGGACGUGGUAUUGCUGUCCAGCAGAGAGAACCGCCGCUGACCGUUUCGUUUGACGUCGUGUCCGAGUGUGAGGUCGUCCGCGACUGGGUACGCAAAGGCGCGUACACCCUUCCCACGUUCGGUGUGCUUUCUGGACGAGAACAAGGCACGGAAAACAUGCUUGGCAAGACUUCGCAUCCUUUUGGAGAGAGCAUGGGAGAGAGCCCAUAG